Thunnus maccoyii (southern bluefin tuna) is the source of this 3972-nucleotide messenger RNA. RefSeq names its product spalt-like transcription factor 3b (gene sall3b). Gene Ontology annotation, biological process: regulation of transcription by RNA polymerase II. NCBI's taxonomy places the organism in Eukaryota, Metazoa, Chordata, Actinopteri, Scombriformes, Scombridae. Gene Ontology annotation, molecular function: RNA polymerase II cis-regulatory region sequence-specific DNA binding; DNA-binding transcription factor activity, RNA polymerase II-specific. The transcript is spliced from 4 exons. Bases 120 to 3935 code for a protein of 1271 amino acids. Gene Ontology annotation, cellular component: nucleus. The record is from RefSeq and is a predicted model, not a curated record.
GGCAUCAACACCAGCCACUGUUCGCUUAUUUCACCGACCCCGCUCCCUCCGAAGGGUCCCAUUCGCUGGUUGUAGAUGAUUCGGGGAAAGGCAGCAGCCACUCGCAGAGAAAGAUCAACAUGUCCCGCCGCAAGCAAGCCAAGCCGCAGCACCUCAAGUCAGACGAAGAAGCGCUACAGACCGGACCGCUCCGUAAAAAUGGCCUCGUGGAAGGCAUGGAGAGAGAGGAGACUAGUGGAGUUGAGGGUCACCACAGCAGUGAGGAAACACACAUUUGUGACAAAUGCUGUGCUGAGUUCUUCACUUGGACUGAACUGAGUGAACAUCAGAAAGUCUGUACUGAGGAUCCCUUGGUGCUGAUAGUGAAGGACAAUGAGGGGAUGCAUGUUCCCGAGGAAUCUCCUAUCGGACCCUCUCCGGUCCCUAGUAUGGCAUCCAGUGACUCGUCUGCAGUAGAAUCAACGGACGCUGGCUUUGAGCUGGGAGAGACGCUGGUGAAUGACAAUGACAGCCUGGAUAAUUUAGAGGAAGGGAGAGAGCGGGAAGAAGCCAUGGAGCUUGAGCAUCGCCCGCAGGACAAAUACACCACAACCUCCAGCCCUCAGCCUCCAGAUUCAGCUGAGUCCACGUCCACCCAGAUGUCAGCUGCUGGCAGCUACAGCAGGCCGAGUACAAAUGUGACGCUGGAGAUCCUUCACAGCACCAGGGUGGCUGUUGCCCAGUUUUCCCAGGGGAUCAACAGCAGUGGCACUGGAGGGAAGGCAGCUUCAGCAGCCAUCCCAGUGAUCCUGGAGCACCUGCUUGCUCUGCAGCAACAACAGGUCCACCAGCUUCAGCUUAUUGAGCAGAUCUGCAGCCAGGUAGCCAUCAUGAACAGACAACCAACCCAGGCAGCGUUAAACCCAAUGUCUAGAACCUUGUCUCUAGCACCUAACCCUUUCCCAUCCCAAGGCAUCAUCCCUCCUCCCAUCCUGCCAUUGUCAGGAACGAUGCCCUCAACCAUCAAUGGACAGGCUGCUGUUUCUUUGUCUUCUGUGCUUGAAAAAUCACAAAGUCUCCCCUCACAAACUGUAUGUGGGCAUUCCACCUUUAGAGACGUUAUAUGUACCUCAGCCUCCUCAGAAAAUUCAGCCCCAUCUCUCUCUAGCUCCAGCAGCAGCAGCAGCAGCAGCAUCUCCACAUUACUGCCUCCUUAUACAGGCUCACACACGUCCAGCAUUAGCUGUACUCAGACACUGAGCUCCUCCAGCCCACUCUCCCUGGGGCAGAGCAGUCUCCUCAGCUCAUCCUCCAGCCUGCCAUUUCUACCUCAGAGCCCCCCAAGCAGUGUCAUUUUUCCCAAUCCCUUGGCUAGCAUUGCCGCCACAGCUAAUGCACUUGACCCCCUUGCAGCCCUGAUGAAGCACAGGAAAGGAAAACUGCCUAGCGUGUCCUUGUUCGAAACGAAGCCCAGCCCAGAGGAGCCCUUCUUCAAACAUAAAUGCAGGUUCUGUGCCAAAGUGUUUGGCAGCGACAGCGCUCUGCAGAUCCACCUGCGCUCACAUACAGGAGAGCGGCCCUUCAAAUGCAACAUCUGUGGCAACCGCUUUUCCACGAAAGGGAACUUAAAGGUACACUUCCAGAGGCAUAAAGAGAAGUAUCCUCAUGUUCAGAUGAACCCUUACCCUGUGCCAGAAUAUCUAGACAAUGUGCCAACAAGUUCUGGGAUUCCCUAUGGAAUGUCCAUCCCCCCAGAAAAACCUGUCUCCUCAUGGCUGGAUAGCAAACCUGUUGUAGCAACUCUGCCAGGCUCUAUGGGUCUUCAGCUUUCCUCCACUGUUACCAGUAUCGGAGGCUCAAAUGACCCUGUAAGUGUAACACCAUCCGUUAAAUCUCCCUACCAGUCAGCUCCUGGUGAAUGUGCAUCUUUGUCACCUAACCACAGAGGCGGUGAGGCUCAUUUCUCUCCUGUUUCAGAGUCUCCACAAUCUAACCGUGAGACAGAAGCAUCUAAUAUACUGAAAACAGAGGGGGUACACCUGCCCCAAAACUGCACCCUCAGAAUGAGAACCAACCCAGUUACAGAGGCAACCAGCACCACGAUCCCAUCUGUGGCCACCACACCCGAACCCGUCACUUCAGCGUCACCUGUCUCCAACUCUCCGCCUCUCUCAUUAAACUCAGAAGAAACUAAAUUCUCAACAGGUGGCCUCAUGGACUCUAUGCAAACAUCUGAAACCUCAAAGCUUCAGCAGCUGGUGGAGAAUAUUGACAAAAAGAUAACAGACCCCAACGAGUGCGUCCUCUGUCACCGUGUCCUUAGCUGUCAGAGUGCGCUGAAGAUGCACUACCGCAUUCACACCGGCGAGAGGCCCUUUAAAUGUAAGGUUUGCGGCAGGGCUUUCACCACCAAAGGCAACCUGAAGACUCACAUUGGCGUUCACAGAGAAAAUCCUCCAGUUCAAGUGCAACACUCAUGUCCCAUUUGCCAGAAGAAGUUCACCAACGCUGUUGUUCUUCAGCAGCAUAUUCGUAUGCACAUGGUCGGGCAGAUUCCAGACUCAACCCUGGUGGACGGGCUGCAGGAGAUGGACGGUGACAUCUCUAUCAAUGAGAAGAACUUUGACAGUCUCAGCAGCAAUGGCAAUGACCUCAACGAUGAUAUUUCCAUGGAGGAUGAUAAUGAAGAGGAGGAGGAGGUAGAAAAUAUGGAGGAAGGUGUGAGUCUGUUUAAACCACUGAGCUUUGUUUGCAAUUCACCUCCUAAGUCCUCUGCGAUUGUUUCAAGUAUAGCAGCUCUGGAGAACCAAAUGAGGAUGAUAAACUCUACAGUAAACCUAAACCACUCCUUAGGUAUAAAAUCUCUGACAAAUGGUUUAAAUGACAGCAGCCAACUCAAUAUUAAAAGCUCUUUAUCGGAGAAAAGGGUGGAGAAUUUUAGUGCAAACAGCCCAAAUGUGUCUGAAUCCUCUUGUUCACCUCGUGUAUCAGUGUCUCCUAUUCAAAGCAACUCAGAAAGCAUGACGAUCAAAUCACCUGCAGUGAACAACAGGCCAGAAUCCCAAGAGUCUUUGGCAGCCUCAGUGAAGAGAGAACAACCUGAGUCUCCUACCUCUGCAUCAGCAGCUGCAGCGGCCCAAGAGCUGAGAGGAAUACAGCCCGGCAAACUAUGUGUGAAAGAAGAGACUCCUCAUAGUACGUCAUUCCAACUGAGCAGAGAAAGAGGUCAAAGCAUUCCCAGCAUGGUUACCAGCACAUCAUCGGGCAUGAUAAAAACUGAGGUGAACGGUCACAGUCAACCAAACAACCCGACCGAAGGGCAGCACCCACCUUUUAGCAUCCACAUCCCUGCAGCUUACCCAUCAGUCGCCAGCCCGGGAAUGACCUCCCUGCUCGGCCCUGCGCCUCCCCGCCGAACACCGAAGCAGCACAACUGCAACGUCUGCGGAAAGAACUUCUCGUCAGCCAGCGCCCUUCAGAUCCACGAGCGCACACACACUGGCGAAAAACCGUUUGUCUGCUCCAUCUGCGGCAGAGCUUUCACAACUAAAGGCAAUCUGAAGGUUCAUAUGGGAACUCACAUGUGGAACAACGCACCGGCCAGGAGAGGCCGGCGCCUGUCGGUGGAGAACCCCAUGGCCCUGCUGGGUGGAGAGGCCGUGAAGUUUGGAGAGAUGUUUCAGAAGGACCUGGCAGCUCGAGCAAUGAAUGUAGACCCUGGAUUUUGGAACCGGUACGCGACAGCUAUCACCAACAGCCUGGCCAUGAAGAACAAUGAGAUCUCAGUGAUUCAGAAUAGAGGCAUCUCUCAGCUUCACCCUAUGACUGCAGGCAUGGACAGAGUGAGCACCGCAGGAAGUCCAAUAACGAGUCUAACCAAGACUGGCAUGGACCUGGGAAAUAAUAGGCAUUUUUCUAUGCUGAUUGAUGACAGUAAAGAAAUUGGAAUCAAUUGAAUAAAGCUAAAUGAUGAUGAAAUACUUAUGCAAACUA